AUGCGGCCAGGACAGUUCCACUGCUAUCGGGACGUUCUCAAUGACGUCAGGGAAACGCCCCCAUUUAAAGGGAAAAUUGGAGGAACAGGUCCCUUGGAUGUUGACUUUAAAAUAAAUGUGUCCAUCGACAAAAUAAUUUUGGAAAAUCUUAAUAUAACAUUUGGAGGCCAUAGUAAGCCAAAGAACUGUACUGCUCUACAGAAAAUUGCCAUCAUAAUACCCUUCAGGAAUCGAGAACUACAUCUUACCUACUGGCUCUUUUAUAUGCACCCCUUCCUACAGAAGCAGCAAGGUGACUAUGGCAUAUAUGUGGUGGAACAGCAUGGACAAUCAAUGUUCAACAGAGCAAAACUAAUGAAUAUUGGGUAUACGGAGGCAGUGAAGGAUUAUGAUUACAAUUGCUUCAUAUUCAGUGAUGUGGAUAUCAUACCAAUGAAUCUGAAAAAUCUAUACAGGUGCUCUAAAUAUCCAAAGCACAUGGCCCAUUCUCUGGACAAGUUUAAUUUCAGGUUACCAUACAAGACAUUGUUUGGAGGAAUAGUGGCUUUUACCAAAGAACAGUACCUAAAUAUAAAUGGUUUCUCAAAUAGCUUCUGGGGCUGGGGAGGAGAAGACGACGAAUUAUAUCAAAGGGUGGUAGCAGCAGGGAUGAUUAUUGAACGUGCUCCACAAAAUAUUUCUAAAGCCAAAAUGAUGACCCAUAUGAGAGACCCUGGUAAUGAGAGAAACCAGAAGAAUGUCCCUCUGAUAAGCAAAGCCAAGUUCAAAAUGCAUGAAGAUGGCUUGAGUUCAUUGGAAUACUUACUUAUAAGUUUCACAAGACAUAGGCUCUAUACAAAGAUAACAGUGGACAUUGGAAAGCCAGAUGACAGCGUGAAGCAUUCACUUGGUGGGAGUGUAUAA
Messenger RNA from Spea bombifrons (plains spadefoot toad), 903 nucleotides. RefSeq names its product beta-1,4-galactosyltransferase 1-like. The transcript has 6 exons. Gene Ontology annotation, molecular function: beta-N-acetylglucosaminylglycopeptide beta-1,4-galactosyltransferase activity; cytoskeletal protein binding. The record is from RefSeq and is a predicted model, not a curated record. Bases 1 to 903 code for a protein of 300 amino acids. Gene Ontology annotation, biological process: carbohydrate metabolic process; protein N-linked glycosylation. Lineage: Eukaryota; Metazoa; Chordata; Amphibia; Anura; Pelobatidae.